Acipenser ruthenus (sterlet) is the source of this 2520-nucleotide messenger RNA. It is a transcript of the gene elp3, whose product is annotated as elongator acetyltransferase complex subunit 3. Gene Ontology annotation, biological process: tRNA wobble base 5-methoxycarbonylmethyl-2-thiouridinylation. The record is from RefSeq and is a predicted model, not a curated record. Gene Ontology annotation, molecular function: iron-sulfur cluster binding; acyltransferase activity, transferring groups other than amino-acyl groups. The transcript has 15 exons. Bases 173 to 1819 code for a protein of 548 amino acids. NCBI's taxonomy places the organism in Eukaryota, Metazoa, Chordata, Actinopteri, Acipenseriformes, Acipenseridae. Gene Ontology annotation, cellular component: cytoplasm; elongator holoenzyme complex; nucleus.
ACAAGGACGCAAGAACGACGUUUUCGACAGUUUCCACAAGUUUUACGGCCGCAUGGGUGGUUUCUGACAGCAGCAAGCCGAUUAUAUUGGCUGUAUAUAUCUACUUUGUUUUUGAUAACAUUUCAUUUUGGGAUUAAGGAUUGUAUAAUACGAAAGCCAUCAAGAACACAUUAUGGUGAAACAGAAAAAGAAAAGUGAUCUUAGCCACGCAGAGCUGAUGAUGAUGACAAUUUCAGAUGUUAUUAAACAGCUGAUUGAAGCCCAUGAGGAGGGGAAAGACAUCAACCUCAACAAAGUGAAGACAAAAACAUCAUCCAAGUAUGGGCUGUCAGCUCAGCCACGACUUGUGGACAUCAUUGCUGCUGUGCCACCCCAACACCGCAGGGCACUUGUUCCCAAACUGAAGGCCAAACCUAUACGCACAGCCAGUGGGAUUGCAGUGGUAGCAGUCAUGUGCAAGCCUCAUCGCUGCCCUCAUAUCAACUUCACAGGCAACAUCUGUGUUUACUGCCCUGGUGGUCCCGACUCGGACUUUGAAUAUUCAACGCAGUCCUACACUGGUUACGAGCCGACUUCAAUGAGAGCGAUCCGUGCUCGAUAUGACCCUUUCCUUCAGACACGCCAUCGUGUAGAGCAGCUGAAGCAACUGGGGCACAGUGUGGACAAGGUGGAGUUUAUCGUGAUGGGUGGCACCUUCAUGGCACUAGCAGAGGAAUACAGAGACUACUUCAUCAGGAACCUGCAUGACGCAUUGUCUGGACACACCUCCAACAAUGUGGCUGAGGCUGUAAGGUACUCAGAGCGCAGUAACACCAAGUGUGUGGGGAUCACGAUAGAGACCAGACCAGAUUAUUGCCUGAAGCGACACCUCAGUGACAUGCUGUCAUAUGGCUGCACACGGCUGGAAAUUGGAGUGCAGAGCGUGUAUGAGGAUGUGGCCAGAGACACCAACAGGGGACACACAGUCAGGGCUGUCUGCGAGUCCUUCCACCUGGCAAAAGACGCUGGCUUCAAAGUGGUGGCACACAUGAUGCCGGAUCUGCCCAAUGUGGGUCUGGAGAGAGAUGUAGAGCAGUUCAUAGAGUUCUUUGAAAACCCUGCAUUUCGCCCUGAUGGAAUGAAGCUAUACCCAACACUGGUCAUCCGAGGCACUGGACUGUAUGAGCUCUGGAAGACGGGGCGCUAUAAGAGCUACUCGCCAAGCACACUUGUGGAACUGGUGGCCCGCAUCCUUGCACUGGUACCCCCAUGGACACGUGUGUACCGUGUUCAGAGAGAUAUCCCAAUGCCACUUGUGAGCUCUGGAGUAGAACAUGGGAAUCUGCGAGAGCUGGCACUUGCUCGAAUGAAGGAUUUGGGCACAGAGUGUCGGGAUGUACGAACUAGGGAGGUUGGGAUUCAGGAAAUCCAUCACAAAGUGAGACCCUAUCAGGUGGAAUUGGUGCGCAGAGACUAUGUUGCGAACAGCGGCUGGGAGACGUUCCUGUCCUACGAGGACCCUCAACAAGACAUUCUCAUUGGGCUGUUGCGCCUGCGGAAGUGCUCACCGGAGUCGUUCCGGCCCGAGCUGAAAGGGGGCGUCUCCAUUGUGAGAGAGCUACAUGUCUACGGCAGCGUGGUUCCCAUCAGCAGUAGGGACCCUGGCAAAUUCCAGCACCAGGGAUUCGGAAUGCUGCUGAUGGAAGAAGCAGAAAGAAUUGCGAAAGAAGAGUAUGGAUCUAGCAAAAUUGCAGUCAUCUCAGGUGUUGGUACCAGGAACUACUACAGAAAGAUUGGCUAUGAACUGGAAGGGCCCUACAUGGUGAAACGGCUGGACUGAGGAAAACAGACCCACUACAUCAUAUGACUAAGGAGCCAGACAGCCAUCUCCCCUUUCACUCGGUAGACAGACAACUUUCCUGAAGUAAUGGUGUACUGCAGCAAUCAAUGCUUCACCUUUGUAUUUUGGUAGUAAAAGUUUCACAUCAAAGAUAAUUUGCAAAACUACUGCAAUUGACAUUGGAGUCUCACAUACCUACAGUAUAUGAAGACCUUGCUAAGUAUUGUAACUGCACUUAUAUUUCCUAAUAUUCACAUAGUUAUAAUAUUUAGCUACCUACCUCCCAUUAGAUUAAUAUGUAAACAUAAGUGACUAAUUCAUUUUUAAGAUUUUCACUCAGAUUGUUUCUGAAAUAAUUAGAAACAAUCCAAAAUUAUAUUUGUAUUGAUAGGAGUGUAAAUAGUAACAGUUGUCCCAGAGAGGUUUAAACACAGCAUUCAUGUUCAUCCAGAUAAUAAGUGCUUGUUUAUGUGACCUUCAUAUAGAAGGGGUCAACAGAAUGUCCACAAAGCAGAAAGGACCUCUGUCUGCCAGCAAAUUCAAGUUGUCUGCCAACAUCAUGCUGUGUCUUGUUUAAUAAUAAUAAUAAAAAGUCAUAUUGGGUCCCAAGGAAUAUUUCUGUAUUUUUCCUGAAAUGUAUUUACGGAAAUGUAAUUAUAAUUCAAGAAAUAAAAUGAAUGAUGUAUCAAAAAGCAACACAA